Spinacia oleracea (spinach) is the source of this 1830-nucleotide messenger RNA. RefSeq lists its product as uncharacterized. Bases 1 to 1830 code for a protein of 609 amino acids. Gene Ontology annotation, molecular function: nucleic acid binding; RNA-DNA hybrid ribonuclease activity. NCBI's taxonomy places the organism in Eukaryota, Viridiplantae, Streptophyta, Magnoliopsida, Caryophyllales, Amaranthaceae. Gene Ontology annotation, biological process: DNA integration. The record is from RefSeq and is a predicted model, not a curated record. The transcript has 4 exons.
AUGGUCGAUGCCACUGCCGGCCACGAGAUGUUCACCUUCACGGACGCCUUUAGUAGGUACAACCAAAUCUUGAUGCACCCAGAUGAUCAGGAAAAGACCGUCUUUAUCAUGGAAAGAGGAACCUACUGCUACAAAGUCAUGCCUUUCGGCUUAAGGAAUGUUGGGGCAACUUACCAACGUCUUGUCAAAAAUAUAUUCGAAAAACUGUUGGGCGACACCAUGGAAGUCUACAUCGAAGAUAUGUUGGUCAAGUCAGAGACAGCCUCAGACCACAUCAGCCACUUACAACAAGCUUUCGAGCCCAACAUACAACAUGAAGUCGCCCAAGAAGUCAACAUGAUAUCAGACGAUAACUGUCCACCAACAUGGACAUUGCUCACUAGCGGGUCCUCCAACAUACGGGGGACAGGGCUUAGACUUAUGCUAAAGUCGCAACAAGGGGACAUGAUUGUACAAUCUAUAUGCUGCGCGUUCAAAGCCACCAAUAACGAAGAAGAGUACGAGGCCCUAAUCCUAGGACUGACGCUAGCCCAUGACAUGCACAUCCGACGACUCGAGGUACGAUGUGAUUCGUUAUUGAUUAUUAGCCAAAUUAACGGUUCUUAUGCAGCGAAGGAAUCCAAGAUGCAAGCCUACCUCGAGAUAGCUAAAUCCCUUGUCAGGAAGUUUGAUUCAUGCAACCUCCAACAGAUACCAAGAGACCAAAACAGUCAAGCCGACACAUUAGCAAACUUGUGCUCCAAUAUCAACCCUACAAAAUUAACCACAGUUCGUAUCGUCCACCUCAUUCACCCAGCUACCACAAAAGAAACCUUCCCAAUUAGGGAACAACCUUCCACUAGUCAAACACCUACUCCCACAUCAUGGUUCAUCUUAAUCCCUAACGUCCUAUUCAGAGAUUCAGUCGCAAGACCUUACCUCAGAUGCCUUGAUCACGACGAGAUCGAGACGAAACUAAGGAAUAUCCAUGAUGAAGAAUGUGAAAGAUUCAAUCGCCUUUGGAAAAAAGUGCUAUUCAAGCCAGCGUUUUGCGUCUAUAUCUCACCAAACCUGCGAAGUGCUCAAUCCCAUCCUAUCCCCUUGGCCCUUCAUGAAGUGGGGGAUGGAUAUAGUGGGCUUGUUACCUCAAGCUUCAAGACAACGCGUAUUCAUGUUGGCAAUGACAGACUAUUUCUCCUAGUGGUCGAAGCGGAAGCAUUCAAACAAGUAAGAGAUACAGAAUUCAUAUCUUUCAGCAAACGCAACGUCUUAAGACGGUGCGGGAACCCAUCCGAAAUCGUCUAUGAUAAUGGUUGCCAGUUCAUCAGCAACAAAACAACGAAGUUUUGUGCUAGGUACAACAUCACCUUGCACACGUCAACUCCAAGGUACCCACAAGUUAAUGGUCAAGCAGAGUCGAGCAAUAAGAUCAUUAUCAAUAAUCUCAAGAAGCGAUUAGAUGAUGCCAAAGGGAAGUGCGCACACGAACUCUCCAUGAUAUUAUGGUCCGACAGGACGACACCUGAAACAACAACCAACCACACUCCAUUUUCAUUAGUGUUCGUGAUCCCACUCGAAGUCGAGAUCCCGACAACGCGGUACGGUCUCAUGACGGCAGAAAGAAACAACUCAGUGUUGGCUCACGGCAUCGACACAGUCGACGGGCUUAGGGAAGCAACCAGGGUAAGGAUGGCAUCCCAUCACCCAAAUGUCGCAAGAAGUUACAACAAGAAAGUACGAGUUAAGGCUUCCAACAAGGAGAUUGGGUGUUACAAAAUGUCUUCCCCAAUAAGAAAGAUAUGCGGCGCGGGAAGUUGGCACCAACUUGGGAAGGUCCGUGUCAUGUUGUGA